UAUUUACAAAUGUUCAACUAAUUGCUAUUCCUUGUGUUUUUAUUUGCUUGUAAAAAUUGCGUGUACAAUAAAAAUCAAUGCAAUUCAAACUUUUAAUUGUUUUUACAUUGUUUACAACAAUCUCAACAAUCAGUAUCAAAAGUUUGGUGGAUUUGCCAUUGAAAGUACCUGAAGGAAGUUACGUGAUUAAUGCUACACUAACUGAUGUCAAUGGAUUUAAAAAGUAUUUUAUACAAGAGUUGAUAUCAUCUUCUGGUUCAACCAUUAAAGGUAAAAUUUUGAUCUCAAGUGAUACGGAUUCUUACUCAAUACAUUAUCAUGCUGAUUCUCAAACUGGUGUGGACAGUAAGGAACGGUUGGUUAUUCAAGGUACAAAUUGUUUACUAUUCACUUACAAGAAAAGUUGGGAUAAAACUUUACCAGGAAUCAACAAACCUUUACUCAACCAGAUUCUUUUAAUGGGACCUUCGAUAUUAUACCGAAUAGAUCAUUCGUUGCUUGUUUGGACAUCAAACCUUCCACGGUUUAAAAGCGUAAGAGGAACCAUGAUGAUGAGCGCAACAUCAGAGAUGAACGAAAGACUGAAAAUAACUUAUUAUUAUAAACAUAAUUUGUAUGACGAAACUGGAAUUAAAAGUCCAAAACGAAUUGAAAUUAAUGGUUAUGAUUCAAGUCCCUUUGCAUCCAAAGAGAAUAUCAUUUUAGAUAUUUACGUUCAGAACGAGAACACCGUGGAUCAACUCCAGAAUCAAGUUCAACCUUUACCCGGAAUCGGAUGUCCACACUACUUAUCAGGAAAUAAAGAUCUACCCGCUCUGAGGAUUUUUCACUUGCAUUAUACCAUGCAAGAAAACAUUCAAGGUUCAACUACUUCUCGAUCAUUUAAUGAGAUUCAUGCUGCACAAUUUUACAAUUAUUUGAGCUUAAAGACAACAUUGCAUGGUGCAACAACAGAAACGAUCAAUGAUUAUCGAUUCGGAGUUUCUUUUCCGAUUGAUUCUGAUGGAAUUUAUGUAGCAACAACUAUAGAAACGAAUGCGCCUGGAGUCAACAUGCAUAGUUCAUUCACUUUGACUAGUCUUUUUAUGCUCGAUGGUAGCUUUAAAUAUCUUGGGAAACUCAACUUGGAACAUCGAUCUGGAGUCCCUGUUGAAGUAUGGGAAUCAGUUCAAUUUAAUGUUAACAUCAACGGAAAGAAGGUGGAUAAAGCAGUCAUUACUCAAUAUUUUGCUCAAUCGCAACAUGAAGACAUAUUUUGGGACUAUUCUCUUGUCAGUACCAAGAUCUCCAUCUAUGAUUAUGAUCAAUCGAAAAAAGUUUACACUUGGAAGGAUGGUAUCACGAGAGAUUACAUGAACUUUCAAGAGGUUCGAUCCGUCGAGAGUAUCCGUUCAUUGACAGAAGCAGUUGACUUUAAUAGUGAUGGUAAAUUGAUCCUUGAUUUCAUCUUAGAGUGCGAUGAUUUAGAUCCUGCAUACACUUCGUGUGUCAAACACACAGAGAAUCGUGUUAACUGGUUGAAAGGAGACUUCCUUUAUUAUGUUCUUCUAGGUAGACCAGUCAGCAUACUACGAAUUAGUGAUAUUCAAUAUCGCUUCACUGAUACAAAAGUCGAGAUGGAAGUAACAUUUGUCAAUCUACCGCAAUACAAUUUCAACUCUAAAUUUAUGUCUGUCAGCCAAGAAACAUUAGCUAAGAUGAAAAAAACUAAGGCUGACAGUGAAGACGAAUGCGUGAGAAAACUAUCGAGUUAUCAAGAGACAAUCAAGGUUAUCAUCUACAUAGCCUCGAAUCUUGUUUGUGGAUACUUGAAUAAUCUCGAGGAUCUCAAAGAAGAUCUCAAGCUCGGAGAAGCAUCCAGCGUCUUCCAAUUCCCACUGAGCAAUUUGCAUCGAAUAAAGCAAGAGUUACCACUUGACCAGAUUCAUGAUGCAUACUUGCAAGAUGUUGGUCAAACAUACGAAUUGUUUGACGGAGAUAUGCCUGUAACUUUUAAGAUUAUUGAUGUUAUCGACGUAACUAAAGAGGGAACUGCUCCGUAUGAUGAUAUUGCUUCUCAACUUAGAUGGGAUGCAAAGUUGAAAAUCGAUGAUCAAUCCACUCUGUCUGUACUAGAUGUAAAAACUUUUGCUGAUUGUUACCGAAACUGUCAUGAUUCAGAUCAAGUUUCGUGCAUUACUUUUUCAUUUUGCAACACUGGUGGUGUAACUGAGUGUAGAGUAAGCAGCUUGCAGUCUUCGGACAUUAUAAAUCGAAACUUGCAUACUGAAAAUGACAUCCAUUGUACAAUUUUCUCCAUAAAUAUUCUCAACGAUUAUUCAAUAGUGUUCAAUAGAAAAUUUAAAACUCAGCAUUCAACUGGGGUUCUAACAGAUCCGCAUUCUUGUGCAGAAUCUUGUCAUGCUUCGUCUGAUUGCAUAUCAUUUCAAUACUGUGGAGGUUCUUGCAGCUUCGGUGGUUUAUUCACAGAUGCAGAUACUCAAUAUGAUGAAGAAUGCACAAUAUAUUUUCCCAAAGCAGCUGAAAAAUACCAAAAAACGGGAAACAAAAUAGUAUCAGAUGUGAUUAGUACCGAAACCAAAUUAACUUUAGAACAAUGUGCUUCAUUGUGUCUUCGAUGGUCUGAUGGUGACACUAGAUGUAAAUCAUUCAAUUACUGUCCUAAGAGUAGAACAGAAAGUUCUUGUUCCCUGACUCAUUUUUCAGUCAAAAAUCCUGAUACCAAAACCAGUGAUGGUGGUAAAUGUUCAAACUACGAGUUGAAAGCGAGAUCGAGUGGAAAGAAACAAAAAGAAUCCAGUUCAACUGAAGUAGUUAAAGGGACAACAGGAUCAGGUGCUUUUGGUAUAAUUAUACUGUUCCUGUUUGUCGGUGCUGCAUUGGGAUUCAUAACUCCUUUUGCUUACGCAAAAGUUAAACAAAUGCGUGAAGCUUCAAAGGUCAAUAUAGAUUUCACUUGGAAAAGACAAAUAGAUGAACAAAUUGGAGAUAUUCAUUAAAUCUUUUAUUAUAAAAAAGUGUUGAAUCGUUGAUUCAUAAUAAGGUUGACCAGAAAGUUUUUCUGAAAAUUAUGCUUAUAAAUCAAUGAUCAAUUAAAAUCAAGUUUAGAUGAA
Messenger RNA from Tetranychus urticae (two-spotted spider mite), 3113 nucleotides. RefSeq lists its product as uncharacterized. The record is from RefSeq and is a predicted model, not a curated record. Lineage: Eukaryota; Metazoa; Arthropoda; Arachnida; Trombidiformes; Tetranychidae.